AUGUCCCAGUUCACCGUCCCCAAGACCCAGAAGGCCGCGAUUGUCGAGUCGACAUCCGCCCCCCUCAAGGUCGUCGACAACUUCCCCGUUAAGCAGCCCGAGGACCUCGCUCCUGGCGAGUGCCUCGUCCAGCUCGACGUCAGCGGUGUUUGCCACACCGACCUCCACGCCAGCAAGGGCGAUUGGCCCAUCCCCGCGAAGCUCCCCCUCAUUGGCGGACAUGAGGGUGUCGGCCGCAUCGUCGCCAUCGGCGCACACACUCAGGGUUCGCCCGUCAAGCUUGGUGACCGCGUGGGCAUCAAGUGGCUUGCAUACUCCUGCUUGGACUGUGAGCCUUGCCGUAAGGGCCUUGAGCAGAGCUGCCUGAACGGCAAGUACAGCGGCUUCACCGUCGACGGUACCUUCUCGCAAUAUGUCGUAUCGUGGGUUACCCAUGUUACCCCCAUCCCGGAAAACCUCGACAGCGCUGAGGCGGCCUCCAUCUUGUGCGCGGGUGUCACUGUCUACCGCGCGAUCAAGUACUCGAAGGCGAAGAUCGGUGAUUGGAUCGUCCUCCCGGGUGCGGGUGGAGGUCUUGGUCACCUCGCUGUCCAAUACGCAGUCGCCAUGGGUCUCCGUGUCGUCGCAGUCGAUACCGGAGCUGAGAAGAAGGCACUCGUCAUGAAGCUCGGCGCCGAGAAGUGGGUCGACUUCAAGGAGACCAAGGAUCUCGUCAAGGACAUCGUCGACGCGACCGACGGCUUCGGCGCGCACGCCGCUGUCGUGACGGCCGCGAACCCCUCGGCCUACGCACAGGCCGUCGACUACCUCCGCAUGGGCGGUGUCCUCAUGGUCGUCGGUCUGCCCGCUCGCGCCAACCUGUCCGCCGACAUCUUCUUCACCGUCAUCAAGAGCAUCUCUAUCCUCGGCUCUUACGUCGGUAACCGUCAAGAUGCUCGCGAGGCACUCGACAUCGCCGCGCGCGGCAAGGUCAAGUGCUACUUCGAGCUUAAGCCCCUCUCCGCACUCGCAGAUACCUACGAGGCGCUUGCCGAAGGCAAGAUCGUCGGUCGUAUCGUUCUCAACAUGAAGGAGUAA
Molecule: messenger RNA, 1077 nt
Organism: Trametes versicolor FP-101664 SS1
Lineage: Eukaryota; Fungi; Basidiomycota; Agaricomycetes; Polyporales; Polyporaceae
Product: GroES-like protein
Exons: 6
Coding region: 1-1077 (358 amino acids)
Molecular function (GO): oxidoreductase activity
Source: RefSeq, a predicted model, not a curated record